UAGACCAUGUGGAGAGAAGAGAAAGAAGAAAGAACUCGUUUUAGGGAAAAACAAUCCAUUCCUUUAGUGGUAUAGUUAAGGAUGAUAACCUAGCAUCGAAAUCACAUUCUCCUUGUGCGCCUGGCUACUUGUGCCAGCCUGUAUGUGAACAUUAACCCAAAAGACUCCUUUAGAUGUCGUUGAACUAGUUACUAUAAAAAGGAUUUCACUUUCAAACUCCCACGUUUCAACCACAGAGAAAUUCAGUACAAAGGUAAUUUGAAGCAUGUGGAGGCCUAUCCAUAUUCAACUGCUGAGUGUGGAGAAUGAAAACGGACUGCGCGUUGUCUGGUCCACAUUUUAGCUUGUUUGCUUUGAAGAAUUUUUGAGGUGGAGAAAUAGAUGCUUCAGGCUCUGAUUUCAGCCCAUGCUGUGCUAUGCAAAUGUUCUCUACAUGCCUGAGUGACCUUUUGAGAAAGAGCCUUUGUGAUCUGUAGCCAGGGCUUGCUCUGGGAAUAGUGUGCCAGAUUCCUCCAAAAGUGGGAAAAGUGAAUCUGUUUAAAGACCAUUUAAAGAAGCCACUGCUUUUCCUGGCUAAAUACUGUUUCCCUGGAACUGGGCUCCCCAGACGCAGCGCUGGAACAGAUGGAUAAUGGAGACUGGGGCUAUAUGAUGACUGACCCAGUCACAUUAAAUGUAGGCGGACACCUGUACACAACGUCUCUCACCACAUUGACCCGAUACCCGGAUUCCAUGCUUGGAGCUAUGUUUGGGGGGGACUUCCCCACAGCUCGAGACCCUCAAGGCAAUUACUUCAUCGAUCGAGAUGGACCGCUUUUCAGAUACGUUCUCAACUUCUUAAGAACUUCAGAGUUGACCUUACCCCUGGAUUUUAAGGAAUUUGAUCUGCUUCGAAAAGAAGCAGACUUUUAUCAGAUUGAGCCCUUGAUUCAGUGUCUCAAUGACCCUAAGCCCUUGUAUCCUAUGGAUACUUUUGAAGAAGUUGUGGAAUUAUCUAGUACCCGGAAGCUUUCUAAGUACUCCAAUCCAGUAGCUGUCAUCAUAACCCAAUUAACCAUCACCACCAAGGUCCAUUCCUUACUAGAAGGUAUCUCAAACUAUUUUAUCAAGUGGAAUAAGCACAUGAUGGACACCAGAGACUGCCAGGUUUCCUUCACUUUUGGACCCUGUGAUUAUCACCAGGAAGUUUCUCUGCGGGUCCACCUGAUGGAAUAUAUCACAAAACAAGGCUUCACGAUCCGCAACACCCGGGUGCAUCACAUGAGUGAGCGGGCCAAUGAGAACACAGUGGAGCACAACUGGACUUUCUGUAGGCUGGCUCGGAAGACAGACGACUGAUCUCCAACCCCGUGGGAGUUCCUGGAAACUGACUCUCCAGGAGAUGUUUUUUUAAAUCACAGUGAGGGAUUUAAAAAAAUUUUUUUGGUAUUUAUUUGAAGACAUUGAGGACCAGAAGGAAGUUUUGUGCUUUAGCAGAAUCCUCUAUGUUUAUUCCCUUCUCCCUGAGUAUGCAUGUGCCUGUUCAGAGCCUCCAGAUAACUUUUUUAUAAAAAGAAGUCUGAAAAUUAUUAUGGUAUAUAAUCAACCCUUAACAGAGCUUUUUUUUAUUACAAUGCUAAAAUGAUUUCUGGUUUAAUGGUCCCUAACUCAACUAGAAGGCUAAAAAAUGUAGGAAUGAAAGAAUAAACAGAUUGAGUACUCAGGAUGCCUUUGACAAAAAUCAAAACAUCAUGUAGGGUGACCUAGUUUUCAAACCAAUAAGCAGUAUUGUAAUAUUAAAGGAAAACUGCUCCCGUCAUUUAAAAGUACUUGUUAAGUACUGCUUUUUACAGUUAUGACAACUGUUUCUUUCUAUGCAUAUAAAUCAAGCAACCAAAUAUCUGUAGCCAUGGAAAUGUCUGACUAGAAAUAUUUAUAUUGGAUUCUGAAUACAAAAUGUCCCUGUGGUAGAAAUCUUCGUAUGCCUGGUGCAGUAUAAUUCCCAAAUGUACUGUCUACCAGAAAAAAACUAAUAAAAAAUGAAAUAGAAAAA
This is a messenger RNA of Molossus molossus (Pallas's mastiff bat), 2032 nucleotides long. It is a transcript of the gene KCTD6, whose product is annotated as potassium channel tetramerization domain containing 6. Gene Ontology annotation, molecular function: cullin family protein binding. The transcript has 4 exons. Lineage: Eukaryota; Metazoa; Chordata; Mammalia; Chiroptera; Molossidae. Gene Ontology annotation, biological process: protein homooligomerization; ubiquitin-dependent protein catabolic process. The record is from RefSeq and is a predicted model, not a curated record. The coding region runs from base 625 to 1338 and encodes 237 amino acids.